Messenger RNA from Suillus bovinus, 1533 nucleotides. RefSeq names its product Alpha/Beta hydrolase protein. The transcript is spliced from 16 exons. Gene Ontology annotation, biological process: proteolysis. Lineage: Eukaryota; Fungi; Basidiomycota; Agaricomycetes; Boletales; Suillaceae. The record is from RefSeq and is a predicted model, not a curated record. Gene Ontology annotation, molecular function: serine-type carboxypeptidase activity. The coding region runs from base 1 to 1533 and encodes 510 amino acids.
AUGCGUCUUCUCGCCCCAUUCGCAACUUUGCUCGCGGUGGGCGUCGCUAGCGCUCGCAGAAUGACCAAGCACGAGAUCGGUGAACGUCAACUCGAGGCAGCAAAGCGUUGGCAGACCAGCGGCCCUCAAAGUCGGGGCGUAAUGCACAGUGGCGUUCAGAAUAUCACAUUCACGAAUCCAAAGGCCUCAGAAUUUUACGUCGAUGGCACAUCCCUCCCUCUUGUCGACUUCGACGUUGGUCCUAGCUGGGCAGGUCUUCUGCCCAUCAGCAAUAGCCCUAACGAGACCCGUCAGCUUUAUUUCUGGUUUUUCCCUCCUGGCCCCGAAGGGAGUCUUGAUGAUUUAAUCUUUUGGACGAACGGUGGCCCUGGUUGCUCCUCCCUUGAAGGUUUGCUGCAAGAGAAUGGAGCAAGCCCCCUUCCUUUCAGUUGGUCCUGGGGUCAGGCCAAACCGACGGUGAAUCAACAGAGCUGGACCAACCUCUCCUCCGUCCUUUGGGUGGAGCAACCUGUCGGAACGGGAUUUUCCCAAGGCAUCCCAGACGCACAGAACGAAGAGGAUGUUGCUACUCAACUCGUCGGCUUCAUGCAGCAGUUCCUUAAGGUCUUCUCGGAACUCAAAGGUAAAAAGUUGUAUUUAACGGGCGAAAGUUACGCUGGAACAUAUGUACCUUAUAUCGCAAAUUAUAUCUACGAGAAUCCCACUCAAUUGGACCUCUCGCUGCAGGGGAUAUGGAUCAGUGACCCUUCAAUCUCAUGGGACGUGGUGCAAGAGGAGAUUCCUGCAGUGGACUUUGUGAACAAAUACGCUGGUCUCUUCUCUUUUAAUCAAACGUACAUGGAUUACCUCAACGAGAAGGCUGCGACGUGCAAUUACACUGGCUACAUGGAUAAGUAUGUCACGUACCCUCCAACAGGUCUUCUUCCCCUUCCAGGAGACUCUAUCAAGUUUGCACAAGGUUGCGACGUCUGGCAUGACAUUUUCAAUAAUUCAUUGAUUAUCAACCCCGCUUUCAAUGUCUAUCGCAUCUGGGACACUUAUCCAAUUUUAUGGGAUGUCUUAGGUUUUCCAGGGUCAUUCCCACAGACGCAGUCUCCUAUCUACUUUAAUCGAAUGGAUGUCAAGGAAGCCAUCCACGCACCCAUUGACACCCAGUGGUCGGAAUGCUCCAAUAUCAAAGUCUUCCCCAACAAAGACAGCAGCUUACCUCCUGCCUUCACUGUAUUACCGAAUGUCAUUGAGAAGAACCAGCGGACCGUCAUUGUGCACGGUCUCGCCGACUUCGUACUCAUUGCUGACGGAACCAGAAUUGCCAUUCAAAACAUGACCUGGAGUGGUUUGCAAGGAUUCCAGACACCUAUUGCUAACGACAGCUUCAUCGUCGAUGGCGUGGGUGCCUAUGGCACCAUGCAUUCGGAGCGGGGACUCACUUAUUACGAAGUAGCAUUGAGUGGACAUAUGAUUCCGCAGUUUGCGCCAGUGGCAGCCUUCCAGAUUAUGCAGUAUCUGAUGGGCUUUAGGGACACGCCUUAG